This is a messenger RNA of Bombina bombina (fire-bellied toad), 1025 nucleotides long. RefSeq names its product mitochondrial ribosomal protein L9 (gene MRPL9). The record is from RefSeq and is a predicted model, not a curated record. Gene Ontology annotation, biological process: translation. Lineage: Eukaryota; Metazoa; Chordata; Amphibia; Anura; Bombinatoridae. Gene Ontology annotation, cellular component: mitochondrion; ribosome. Gene Ontology annotation, molecular function: structural constituent of ribosome.
GACGUCAGUAGGAUGUUGUAGAUGAUUGGUCGUCCUUUCCCACAUGUUGCCCUUGGAGUUUCUGUCAGGAUGCUGAAAGGAACGUGUGGCCUGUUAACGAGGGGAUCCUUGUCUUUGGUUCCUAGUCGGGGCACAGUAAUUGUAGAACGAUGGUGGCAGGUGCCUUUGGCAAAGGAAGGAAAGGAGCCGGUUUUGAAGCCCAUAAGGCAUCGCGUUUACAGGGUGCUGGAAGACACAAAGCAUACAAAGAAGGAAAAUAUGGAGUUGAUACUCACUCGCAAUGUCCACAAGCUGGGUAGCCGUGGUGACACUGUAAAGGUAUCAAAAUCGGUAGGUCGGAAUAAGUUGCUGGCAGAGGGUCUGGCAGUGUACCCCUCCCCAGAGAACAAGCAGUUUUUCGAAGAGGAAAAGAGGAGGCAGCGUGAAGGAGCUCCUGGGGAAAGGAUGCAGACCUGGACAGGAGAGCUGACUGUGAAUUACCUGAAAAAUUCCUGUCUAGAGGUUGGAAUGAAGAAUAAUGUCAAGUGGGAAUUAAACAAAGAGAUUGUGUCCCGAAACUUCCUUAAAAAUCUGGGGGUGGUGGUUCCUCUGUAUGCUCUGAAGAUACCAGAAGAGACUAUUACCAAUUAUGGAGAGUACUGGUGUGAGGUGACGGUGAACGGUAUUGACACAGUGCACAUGCCCAUGUCCGUUGUAAACUUUGAGAGGCCGAAGACCUAGCGAUACAAGCACUGGCUAGCCACAGCAAGCAGCAGCAACACAGCCAGUAGGCCCAGAAACUGCGAGUUGAGUUGGAGAGCCGAGGUACCACCAGUUGCCAGCAGAGGGAACUACUCAUUCAGCAACCAGAUCUGGACAUUAUUGAUAAUGCAGAGUCCCAGCCAUGGUAUCCUACACUUAGUGCCAUAUGGCACGGCUCGUACACAUGACAACAAGGGGACAGAUGACAUGAUCACGCCAUCAUUUCUUCCUUCUAUAAUAAAUGGAGGACUGCACUGUCAGUGUUACUUUAUUUUUUGAGUUGA